This is a messenger RNA of Eruca vesicaria subsp. sativa (arugula), 891 nucleotides long. Lineage: Eukaryota; Viridiplantae; Streptophyta; Magnoliopsida; Brassicales; Brassicaceae. The record is from the annotation of a GenBank genome assembly.
GUAAAUUGUGAAAUAGCCCUAAAUCAAAAAGCGGAGGAAAAUCGAAGGCAAAUUGUUCGUCGUGAAAGAGUUACAGAAUUCGAAUCAAGAGGCUUGGCGAUUUAUUAAUCUCGGAAAAGAGAGAGAGAGGAAGGGAUGAAAGGAGUGGGAGGACCAUUGCUUUCAAUUGGAGAUCUUCUUGCCGAUCUCGUUGAAGAACCUGUUAUCUCAGCUCCACCAAAUCCUGAGAAUUAUUCCAAAUUAGAGACUGAUGCCAUCUCUGAACCACUGGAUCUAACCGGCCUCUUUCAGGACAACUAUGAUAAACUGAACAGUGCGUUUGCUGGUUCUGAUCACUCAUGGACCUCUCUUACUCUGGAGCUUUGCACUUCCUUGGAAACUGCAAACAAGUUGGUCCAUGCCACCACCACAAAUGCUAGAUUCUUGUCAGAGAAAGUGAGAGAACUCGAGAAAAUAGUGAAACAGGGAGAUUCAGCAGUGGCAGCUGCCAGAUCAGUUCACGCUACGGUUAACCAGAAAGGUUUACCCUCUUAGGACAACAUAACAGCAUAAAUUAAUGCUUUACUAAAGAACAAACCAACCGAGUGGGUUUUAUUUCUAUCUUUUUCAUAAAAUGAUAUUUGCUUUGUGUCUAGAUGUAUCCUGAAUGAUUAAGGAUAUGAAUGUACAAUCUCUUAACACUAUGUAAUUGCACGCAUAGUCAGUGGGCUAAUUGGCCACGCGUUACAAAAGAAAACCUAUCACAGAGGUCAGGGAAAUAAGUUCUGCUCUCUGUAAUAGUCGGCAAUUUGUUAAGAACUUAAGACUAAUCAAACUGCUAUUUCUGUUUGGUUUAACAGGUUCUCUGGUCAGCAAAUGUGACGAUAUGCGUUCUCUUAGCUUAUAUCCUGA